Molecule: messenger RNA, 2254 nt
Organism: Apodemus sylvaticus (European woodmouse)
Lineage: Eukaryota; Metazoa; Chordata; Mammalia; Rodentia; Muridae
Gene: Farsb
Product: phenylalanyl-tRNA synthetase subunit beta
Exons: 18
Coding region: 144-1931 (595 amino acids)
Biological process (GO): phenylalanyl-tRNA aminoacylation
Cellular component (GO): cytoplasm; phenylalanine-tRNA ligase complex
Molecular function (GO): ATP binding; phenylalanine-tRNA ligase activity; RNA binding
Source: RefSeq, a predicted model, not a curated record
GGGUCCUUUGCUCUAGGGUUGCUGAGGCCCCGCAACGUGGCGCAGGCGCAGUGUGCACGACUCACCAUGCCGACUGUCAGCGUGAAGCGAGACCUGCUCUUCCAAGCCCUGGGCCGGACCUACAGGCUGGUGACAUACUAAAGAUGCAUUCUACUGAGGCUAACUCCUCACCCUGGAUCAGGAAACCUAAGACAUCUGGUUCUUCACUAGAAUAUAAUGCUGAUGAAGAAUUUGACGAACUGUGUUUUGAAUUUGGUCUGGAACUUGAUGAAAUUACUUCGGAGAAGCAAAUCAUAAGCAAGGAACAAGGCAAUAUGAAGGCCCAGGGGGCCUCGGACGUUGUGCUUUACAAGAUUGAUGUCCCUGCCAACAGAUAUGAUCUCCUGUGUCUGGAAGGAUUGGCUCGGGGACUCCAAGUCUUCAAAGAAAGGAUAAAAGCUCCAGUAUAUAAACGAGUAAUGCCUAAGGGAGAAAUCCAAAAACUGAUCAUCACAGAAGAGACAGCUAAAGUGCGCCCUUUCGCUGUAGCAGCGGUUCUCCGGAAUAUCAAGUUCACUAAAGACCGAUAUGACAGCUUCAUCGAACUUCAGGAGAAACUACAUCAGAAUAUUUGCAGGAAGAGAGCACUGGUUGCUAUUGGAACUCAUGAUUUGGACACUUUAUCCGGCCCAUUUACUUACACUGCGAAACGUCCUUCAGAUAUAAAAUUCAAGCCUCUGAAUAAGACCAAGGAGUACACAGCUUGUGAAUUGAUGAACAUAUACAAGACUGACAACCACCUUAAACAUUAUUUACAUAUCAUUGAAAGUAAGCCCCUGUAUCCAGUUAUCUAUGACAGCAAUGGUGUGGUCCUGUCGAUGCCUCCGAUCAUAAAUGGCAAUCAUUCAAAAAUAACAGUAAAUACUAGGAAUAUAUUUAUCGAAUGCACAGGGACUGACUUCACUAAGGCAAAGAUCGUGCUUGACAUUAUUGUCGCCAUGUUCAGUGAACACUGUGAAAAUCAGUUUACAGUUGAAGCAGUUGAAGUCGUUUCUCCUAAUGGAAAAUCAAAUACCUUUCCAGAGCUGCCUUACAGAAAGGAGAUGGUGAGAGCUGAUUUAAUUAACAAGAAAGUUGGAAUCAGAGAAACUCCAGCGAAUCUUGCCAAGCUCCUGACGAGGAUGUGUCUGAAGUCAGAAGUCAUAGGUGACGGCAAUCAGAUUGAGGUCGAAGUUCCUCCUACCAGAGCAGAUGUCAUCCAUGCAUGUGACAUUGUGGAGGACGCAGCUAUUGCUUAUGGCUAUAACAACAUUCAGAUGACUCUGCCAAAAACAUACACCAUAGCUAAUCAAUUUCCUCUCAACAAGCUCACAGAGCUCCUCAGACUCGACAUGGCUGCCGCUGGCUUCACUGAAGCGCUGACUUUUGCUCUGUGCUCCCAAGAAGACAUUGCUGAUAAACUUGGCUUGGAUAUCUCUGCAACAAAGGCAGUCCACAUAAGUAAUCCCAAAACCGCUGAGUUCCAGGUGGCGCGCACUACCCUUCUUCCUGGCCUUCUGAAGACCAUUGCAGCAAACCGGAAGAUGCCCCUUCCUCUCAAACUGUUUGAAAUCUCUGACAUUGUAGUAAAAGAUCCUAGCAAAGAUGUAGGGGCGAAAAACUACAGGCAUCUCUGUGCUGUUUAUUACAACAAGAAUCCUGGGUUUGAGAUCAUCCAUGGCUUGCUGGACAGAAUCAUGCAGCUGCUCGACGUGCCUCCCGGUGAGGAGAGCGGUGGCUAUGUGAUUAAAGCAUCUGCAGGUUCUGCAUUCUUCCCUGGACGGUGUGCUGAGAUCUUUGUCGGGAGUCAAAGCAUUGGGAAGCUAGGUGUCCUUCAUCCGGAUGUUAUCACCAAAUUUGAGCUGACCAUGCCCUGUUCCUCUCUGGAAAUCAAUAUUGAGCCCUUUUUGUGAAGUUGGCCUCUGUGGCGUGACUCUGUCUCUAAGUGUCCCUUUCUGCUCCUGUGGUGUCCUUCAGGCCUCUCGUAUAGGGCGCAUCCAUUUGUGCGAUUAAUAAAGUGAAAUGUGCUGUCUGGCCCUUGCGUAGCUGCAUUAGGCCAGCUUGUGCAACAGCCAGUGUGAUCUGGACGGCAGGGUGGGUUCUGGAAGUGGAAGUUUUGCUUGGCCUUCAGAGUGUUAGUUACUUACGACUCCUCCUGAAUAGAAAAGCCUUUUCUAUACCUGAUAUGUAUUAAUCAAUAAAAUCAGUACUUCAGGAAAAAUUUUAAGAAUCAGUA